Molecule: messenger RNA, 2601 nt
Organism: Marchantia polymorpha subsp. ruderalis
Lineage: Eukaryota; Viridiplantae; Streptophyta; Marchantiopsida; Marchantiales; Marchantiaceae
Source: the annotation of a GenBank genome assembly
GGUGUACUUUUAUGUAAAAAUAAAUAUUUUCUAGAAGCACUCUAGACUGUAACUUACUGCAGCCAAACUCGAUCGGUAGUUCGAAAGUAAAGUGAUUUCACCCGAAGUAUUGGAUCAUCUCCAAUAUGCCCUUUACACAAAAGUUCGAGAUUAAUGAUCACAUGAUCACUCCAACAAAAGUUCGAGGUUUUUAUCUGAACAGAAUUCAUUACCAACUCAAUCAGUUUCUAUUUUCCUUUCUAGCCUCGACUCCUCCCUCGGGUUCUUCAAUCUUGCACACGAUACCGUGUACAAGCGUAACAUGAAUUGCUGCAAAUGAUGGAAAAAUACCUGAAGAAAACCGAAGCCCAUGCGGCACGAGGAGGCUCUACCGAACGAACCAAGAGCCAAAAACUCGAGGAGAAGCACGGGCAGGGGAGGAGAGGAGAGGAGAGGAGAGGAUGAGGGCGAAGGAAGGAAGACAUGGAGGAGGGCGAGAGUCGCGUUACGACACCGUCGGCACAUGAUGUGGACGGAGGACGAGUGACGUCGGGGGAGGACGACGUCGUCGGGUGUCAGGGGGUUCGGAUGGCGAUUGGCGCUGGGAACAGAGAGUGUUUUGUCCGCCGCAGGCUUUCCAAGUCUGGCAGAAUGUCUGGGCUCUGGUUGGCUGCGCGCAGGCGCACAUGACUGCCCUCCGCUGGCUCAUAAAGGGCGCCUCCUCAUGGUCUAGAGCAGAACCCAUGCGGAGGUGCUCUUUAUGGUGGUGGAGUCUAGAGUCCCGCGAGCCUGACUCAGAAUUGGAAGCCAAUGGAUCCACUGGCACCGGCAUUAUCCUCCAACUGUGGCCGGCCACAGAGAAUCGAUUCCUCCUCUCGUACCCCGUUGGGGCCCCCAACCUCCUCGUUGCUCUCCUGUGCACUGGACUGGAACUGGACUGGACUGCCCUACACUGCACUCCGCAGCUUCGAGCGUACACCAGUGCGUUGUCAGUGUUGACGAGUCAAACAUUGUGCAUGGGCGAUGAGGUCUCUCGAGAAGAGGGAUAAAAUCCCCAUUCGAAGAUCAGGGAGUACGAUGGGAGAGCUGAGGCAGACAGUGUGCUUUUUCUGGGUCUCUUCCAGCGGGCUUGAAAGUUGAUGUUGCCACUUCCACGGAGACACAGCUAUGAGCUGCAAUCAAGCAGGCAGGCAAGCAGGCAAGCAAACAAGCUACGAAUUGCCCGUCGCUUGAGGCAUCGGGGCUCGUCAGAAGGACGAGGCUAGCGAGCUGGCUUGGAUGUGGAAUUCCACGUGAAUCCUUGACCAGGGCAUGGGUUGCGCUCCUCGGGGCUUGGUUGACUGAUUGGGUCGAUGGUUUGGGUUGCUUGACUCGACAUGAGACAGGUCAUGCGCAUUGCGUGAUGUCGGUCACUGUCAUGCUGAAGGACCUGGAGGUGUGCUGGAACGACUGUCAACGACACUAGGGCCGGUGUACGUAUCAACAAGCGACCCCAUGAAAUGUCUGGACAGACCACUGGCCUGUCAAUCAACAUCGGGCUCGUGAGGAAUAUCACGUGAACACGGUGAACACGGUGAAUAGGAUGCUCCGCUGUAGAUUACGGGAGCAUGGUUUGAUGCUCACAAGACGAUAUUCAUUCAAGAUCCUACAGCCCAAGAUUCCGGGGAGAGGAAGCCGAACCAGAUGUUGGGGUUCAGUUCGUCCGCAUGAGAUAUUUGGUCAUGCUUUGAAAACCCAAUCAGUGUUUGCACAUCUCGCUUUCAGUGUCGGAAAGCCUACUCUAAAGGAAGUGCAGCUCGGAUAAUAGAUUACUCGUCGCAGGAACACGGUUUCAAUGCAAAUAAACGCCAUGCAAGGACAAGGUUUUCGAGUAUUCGGUCUUACCUGCGGGGGUCACGAUGAAAUCUGAGCAUACCGAUUGGUACUGCAUGUACUCCAUUUCUUUCUUUUCAACUGCUCUCUUUCAAGCAUCAGGGGAAUCAGAAGAACAUACUGAUGGUCCACUUCCAAUCGGUAACUCUCAUCCCAUCAGGCCUCCACGUUAUAUGCGUUGUCGUAUUUUGGAGUUCACAACCGUCGGACAAAGCUCACCUGCCCUCGUUGAGAUAACAAGGCUCUCAGUCGCCAUCUUUCGACUGAAAGUGGCUUGACUUAAAAUAAAAAAAGAACAACCCCACCUUUCGUUGCACGAAAUACACAAACAAUAAGAAGCACACUUCCAUCCAGAACGCCAAUCUGCCGUGCCAUGAAAAGUAGUUACUUGCAGAAUAUAAUACUACAGCGCUUGCGUGGCUAUUACGAAGCACGAGUAAUGAGGGGUUUUCAUGAGCUCUCGGCACCAAGUUUAAUAUUGCCAAUUGAAAGAUUGCUUUUGACCUCUUCCACGUUUUCGAUAAAGCGACAUAUCUGAUUCUAAAGCAUGAGCAUUUAGAAGCAGGCAGCAGAGGGAAAGAAUUGAAACCAGCACUGCAAGAAUCCAGCUCCUGUUGCGAUCAAAAAGUCACCGGAAUGUUGAAAGUCUAUCGACUCAAAUUUACACUUUCUCAUGUCCACAUGACAUGGUCCACGGGGGCAUAUGACUCAUAACUGAAAUGUAGUAAACUAGUAGUAAACUGACCCGCC